Messenger RNA from Gymnodraco acuticeps, 1701 nucleotides. RefSeq names its product homeodomain-interacting protein kinase 1-like. The record is from RefSeq and is a predicted model, not a curated record. Lineage: Eukaryota; Metazoa; Chordata; Actinopteri; Perciformes; Bathydraconidae. Gene Ontology annotation, cellular component: PML body; nucleus; cytoplasm. The transcript has 8 exons. Bases 1 to 720 code for a protein of 239 amino acids. Gene Ontology annotation, molecular function: SMAD binding; transcription coactivator activity; protein serine/threonine kinase activity. Gene Ontology annotation, biological process: peptidyl-threonine phosphorylation; positive regulation of transcription by RNA polymerase II; peptidyl-serine phosphorylation.
AUGACACUGUGGUCGAGCUCAGAUCCCUCCGGUGCAUCAGCCCCUGAGGUUCAGCCGGGUCACACUCUGCUCAGCAGCUCCUCUGGUUACUCUGUUCUGGAGUUCAUCGGUGAAGGCUGCUUUGGCAGGGUGGCCAGAUGCCGAAAUCGGGCAACCCAAGAGACCGUGGCUGUGAAGAUCCUAAAGAAGGACACAGAUUACCUCCAGGACACUGAGAGAGAGGUGGCCAUGAUGGAGGUCAUCAGUGUCCUGAAUCCAGACCACAGUAACAUGGUGAAGUUCUUUGAGCAGUUUGAACAUUUGGGACAGACCUGCCUAGCGUUUGAGAUGCUCGACAAGUGUCUCUAUCAGAUUAUGCUAGAGCGAUUCUGGAUCCCACUGUCUCUGAACGAGAUCCUCACCAUCGCAGAGCAGCUGUUGGUAGCUUUGGAUGCACUGAAGGGUCUUGGUGUCCUGCAUACGGAUAUCAAACCCGACAACGUAAUGUGUGUCAACCAGCUGGACCAGCCCUUUAGAGUGAAGUUAAUAGACUUUGGUGAAGCUAUGACAUCCUCUGAAAUCCAGACUGGUAUUAUCUUCAGCCAGCAGGGUACAGAUCUCCAGAGAUUGCCCUGGGCCUCCCGUUCACCGAGGCUAUCGAUGUGUGGGGGGUGGGCUGCAUCCUGGCCUUCCUCUAUCUGGCUGAAAACCUCUUCCCUGUUGACUGUGAAUAUCAGAUGAUGAAGUGCAUGGUUGAGGUUCUGGGUCAGCCGGAGGACCACAUGCUCCGCGCUGGCAUACAUACAAAGUACUUUUUCAUUGAGGAAUUGGCCGCUCACCAUCCAACCUGGAGGCUGAUGAUGCCUUGUGAAUUUACAGAUGUCAACAACAUCCAGGCAGAAGAGCGGCACAGCUUAAUUGACCUCCCAGGCUCUUUGGAUGAUCUUGUCAAUAUCCAGAUCCAUCCAGAAGAGGAGGCUGCUGAGAUUGAGGACAGGAUGGCUUUUGUGGACCUCCUCAAACGGCUUCUGCAUGUUGACGGGGAUCAGAGAAUCUCCCCCCAGCAUGCUCUGCAGCACUCCUUCAUCACAAUGUGGCACCUGACCGAGCCCUUUGACAGCAGAGCCCCGUAAAUUACCGUUCACACUAGCAGGAGAUAACCUCUGAGGUUGGUAGGCUGUUUACUUUAUGGAUUGACUGAAUGAUUCACCUCCAGUCUGCACCUCCAGAACCACGACGAGCGUCUGCUCAGUGGGGGCCUCAGGAGACAACACAUCAGCCACUUAGAUAUUUGAUGGAAGCAUACUGUCACCUGAUGGAGAUGCAGUCACUCACUCCAACAUAGAUUGGGCUGGCUGGUCUUCUGAGGGAGAGAUACUUCCAGGCUCCUCUGAAGAAGAUCAAGAUGCCUGGCUUUCUAAGGGAGAAAUAUCUCCAUUCUCAAAUGAAGAAUAUUCAGUUUCCUGGUGUUCUGAGGGAGAAUGACCUUCAUGCUCCAAUGAAAAAGAACCAGAUGCCUUGUCUUCUGAUGGAGCAAACCCAGCCGAGCUCACUGCUGCAAUGGUCAGACUCAAAGAAUUAUGAUUAGCUUUCGCAGAUUCCUUGGUCGGAUCCGAGCUAUCGUCUGUUGCUGCUGAAUGCCUUUGUAUUACCUUUUUACUUUUUAAAUUGUUUUGUGUUUGAUACUUUGUAACAGUCUCUUUAUAAAAUGUAUUGUUUUUU